Molecule: messenger RNA, 873 nt
Organism: Haliaeetus leucocephalus (bald eagle)
Lineage: Eukaryota; Metazoa; Chordata; Aves; Accipitriformes; Accipitridae
Product: secreted frizzled-related protein 5-like
Exons: 4
Coding region: 100-873 (257 amino acids)
Biological process (GO): negative regulation of canonical Wnt signaling pathway; non-canonical Wnt signaling pathway; canonical Wnt signaling pathway
Molecular function (GO): Wnt-protein binding
Source: RefSeq, a predicted model, not a curated record
CUGCUGGGUCUCCUGGUGCGCCUGCUGCUCUGGGGCUCUCCAGGAGCCUGGGCGAGCUACCUGAGGAGAUCCUCCAGCUGCACACCCAUUCCACACCACAUGGCCUUGUGCUACGAUAUCGGCUACUCCGAGAUGAGGAUUCCCAACCUGCUGGAGCAUGAGACCAUGCCAGAAGUGAUCCAGCAGUCUUCCAGCUGGCUGCCCUUGCUGGCCAGGGAGUGCCACCCAGACGCUAGGAUUUUCCUCUGCUCCCUCUUUGCACCAAUCUGCUUGGACAGGCUCAUCUACCCCUGCCGCAGCCUGUGCGAAGCCGUCAAGAGAAGCUGUGCACCCGUCAUGGCUUGUUACGGCUACCCCUGGCCCGAAAUCCUGAACUGCAGCAAGUUUCCUGCAGAUCAUGAACUGUGCAUUGCAGCAGUGUCCACAGAUGAAAACUCCUCGAGCAGGAGAAUGCCCCGAGCCAGCUGCAAGGACUGUGAGCUUGAGGAGGCCAGCACUGCCAGGGAGAUCCUGGAAAACCUCUGCACCAAUGAUUUUGCAGUGAAAAUCCGAAUCCUGAGGAAGAACACCACCACCACCAUCUCGGACUUCGACCUGGACCCCUCCAAGGUGGAGGUCCUGAAGCACGGCCCACUCCUCAGAACUGAAAUCCCCGCCCGGCUCCAGCAGUGGCUGGACAUAGAUGCUACCUGCGUCCACAACAUCAUGAGAGGCACUCACGCAGGGGUCUUCGUUGUAAGCGGCGAAGUACAGAGUGACAAAGUGGUGGUGAACAAGGCCUACGCCUGGCAGAAGAAGAACAGGAACCUGCACCAGGCGGUGCGGAGGUGGAAACAUCACCGCUGCCCUGAACAGGCUGGCCGGAAGGUCUGA